Messenger RNA from Lepisosteus oculatus (spotted gar), 6038 nucleotides. Its product is annotated as KH domain-containing RNA-binding protein QKI. Gene Ontology annotation, cellular component: nucleus. Gene Ontology annotation, biological process: regulation of mRNA splicing, via spliceosome. The record is from RefSeq and is a predicted model, not a curated record. NCBI's taxonomy places the organism in Eukaryota, Metazoa, Chordata, Actinopteri, Semionotiformes, Lepisosteidae. Gene Ontology annotation, molecular function: mRNA binding.
GGAGAGCGAGCGGAACGCCAGUUUCAUUGAGGAGCUCGGCUGCCGAGAGCGGAGAGGGACGGUCGCUGGUACUUGUGCACAGAAACAUACAACACACACGGCAAGCUCUGGGGAACACGGGGGGAAAGAGGGACCUUAAAACGGCCUUAAGACACCCGAUAAGGGUAAGACGAAGCAGAGAGGCAGCGCAACUGCGACUGAAGGAAAAGUGAGCAACCCGGAGUUGGCUGUUCGUCCUGGGUUACUUGUGGAAUUAGCGGCGCAACCAGUAAUAAAAAGAAACUACCUCCCCCCCCUUUUUUUUCCCCCCGGUCCCCCCCCCCUCCCCUUUUAAGCGUUUUCUUUUUUUUUCUUUUUUCUGUCCACUGGAACAACUGACAAGAAGGAGGAACAGAAUCGCAGUGAGACUUGUGCGUUACAGAAACUGACGAGAGCCACCAGGAGCGUCUAGUAGCUGUCGGCUGGGAGAGAUUUGAACCGAGGGGGGUGUGAAAAAUACACACAUCUCUUGCGUUUUGGGACUUUUUCGUUUUUAUUUAUUUUUAAUUAUUUUUAUAGAGAUAUUUAUUUUUUUUGUUCCUUCUUCUUCUUUUCUGUCUGGGGUUAAAGUGGUUGUGUUUUUUUUUUUUGGAAUAUGGUUGGGGAAAUGGAAACUAAGGAGAAGCCGAAGCCGACCCCAGACUAUCUGAUGCAGCUCAUGAACGAUAAAAAACUAAUGAGCAGCCUGCCUAACUUCUGUGGGAUUUUCAACCACCUCGAAAGGCUGUUGGAUGAAGAAAUCAGCAGAGUACGAAAGGACAUGUACAAUGACACAUUAAACGGCAGCACAGAGAAGAAGAGCUCAGAACUACCUGAUGCUGUGGGGCCUAUUGUUCAAUUGCAAGAAAAACUUUAUGUGCCUGUAAAAGAAUAUCCUGAUUUCAACUUCGUGGGACGAAUCCUGGGACCCAGAGGAUUAACAGCGAAGCAGCUGGAGGCAGAGACGGGGUGCAAAAUCAUGGUUCGUGGAAAGGGCUCAAUGAGGGACAAAAAGAAGGAAGAACAAAACCGAGGGAAGCCGAACUGGGAGCACCUAAACGAAGACCUACAUGUAUUAAUCACUGUGGAAGAUGCCCAGAACAGAGCUGAAAUCAAACUGAAAAGGGCUGUAGAGGAAGUCAAAAAGCUAUUGGUGCCAGCCGCAGAGGGUGAAGACAGCCUUAAAAAGAUGCAGCUGAUGGAACUUGCGAUUCUCAAUGGCACCUACAGAGACGCCAACAUCAAAUCACCUGCCCUUGCCUUUUCUCUUGCAGCAACAGCCCAGGCACCCCGGAUCAUCACCGGGCCCACGCCCGUCCUCCCGCCCACCGCCCUGCGAACGCCCACGCCCGCAGGCCCUACCAUAAUGCCUUUGAUCAGACAGAUCCAAACCGCCGCUGUCAUGCCAAACGGAACCCCUCACCCUACAGCUACCAUUGUCCCACCUGGGCCUGAGUCCGGACUCAUCUACACACCCUAUGAGUAUCCUUACACACUGGCACCCGCGACAUCCAUCCUGGAGUACCCCAUCGAGCCCAGCGGUGUAUUAGCAUCCUCAAAGGCUGAAGAACUGCCACUGUACUUUGGGUUCCAUACUUGUCACAUUCCAGUCACAUUCCAUCGAGGAGAACCCUCCUCCAGGGUCCCCUUUUAAAGAGCACAGGCUGCACACACUGUUUAAACUGCCCAGACUCCCCUUGGGGGGCCUUUUUGAGGAGCUUCCAGCCUCACCCAUAGACCAUGAUGCUCUUGCAUCAUUUCACUUCGGUGAAUGUUUACAAAAAAGAAACUGGCCCUUUUUCCUGUAGUGUCUGCAGCCUGAAGUGAUUUUUUGUUUAAUUUGUGUGCAUGCCUGGUUAAAAAAAACAGCACAGAGAACCAUUGCUUCAGAUACUCGAGGAUUCAACUGUGGAUGAGGUUAACUUGUGAUGGGGAUCUUUUUUUGCAUUGGGUUAAACAUGAAGACAAUGCAGUAUGUGUAUAACUACACAGAGGAUGGACUUCUCCAGAGACUAAUUCACAUUCCCUUCCUUUAUUCUUUAGGUAUGGCUUUCCCCACGAAAGGCUAAGCAUUCAAGAAUGGUCUUACCCAACCCUCAUCUGAUCUGAGUUUUAACAAAUGCUUAGUUUCACAGCUGUCUUGAUAAAUAUGAGCUCAGCCUAGCAGUCAGUCAGACACUUGCCUUAGAUACCCGAAGAUAUUUUUACUACUGAAGUUUACACUGGCAAUAUAUUUUGCAGAAAAAAGUAAUGAUGCAAUUUUAUCCUAUAUACAUAUGUUAACAGGUGUUUCACUGACUGCUAUGUUUUGGUAAAACAAUAAACUGUUUUGCUUUACUAAUCACCUAAUUCACUGCCAACUGUGCUUAUUGGCUUAUAGCCUCAAUCUAAAAUUUUAGCCUAAAGAAACUACUGCAAAACGUUCUUACAAAACUGGAUUGUGUCUCAGACCAUUUCAGAGAAUAAUCAGUAUUAUUAUUUAAGAGAAAAACUGGAAACAUGGUUCUAUUCUUGCUGCACUCCAUUGAUUAUGUGACUAGUAAAGCCCACUUUGUGCUUGUCUGAUCAAUGUCAUUAAUACUGUUCUUUGGGAAAUUAUAACUUUGGAUCCAUCAGGUUAAGGCAACGUAAUGGAAGUGACUGCUACUAUGUUAGAAACAAUAUAGAUAUACUUUUAAAAACAAACUAUUGUGCCUUAACUUGUAUUUUUAUCGCGUAAUUUGUAGAUACCAUGAGUCAUUUUUGAUAAACCUGCUGUUGUUGAUAAACUGCUAAUGGAAUAUUUCUAGGCUGAAUAAUCUAACCUUGUUUUGGUAAUGUUGCAAUUUAACCAGGUGCGGUGGCUACUAAAGUUCGAAGGCACGAUAUGCGGGUCCAUCCUUACCAAAGGGUUGUGACCGCAGACCGAGGUUAGUUUAGCUCCAGUGUUCGUGUUUAUGAGAAAUGCUAUGGUUGGUUAUGAUCCACUUUGCAACACAUGGACAUAUUCACAGGCUUUUAACUCAAACAAUACAGUAUACACAUUUUUUUUUUAUUCUAUGAAGGGUUAUUUUAUUAUAAAACCAGUAUUCCCUCAACAGAUUUAGAUCUUACCACUCUUUUGGAAAGUGACAUGAACAUCGAUCAUGAAUUAAACUGUCCACACACACUGAAAAACUGUAAUGUGCUGGCAAUGGGUUAAAGCUGAUGGAUAGUGUCCACCAUGCACGAUGUAACAGGUCAUUUUUUCUAUACAAAUGAAAAACUAUAUUUAUAUUCGAUUUUCAUCUCUUCUGCAUUUGCUUCUCCAUUAUUUUGAUGACUAUGUGAUGCGUGUGCUGUUAAUGAUAAAUAAUGGAUUCCUCUAACCAACAUUUCAGUUUCCCCACUGCUUAGAAAAGAAAGAUACAGAAUUAUGGUGUAUUAUGUUAUUUUAACAGGUGUUGACUUCCUUUAUUUUGAAGCUUUUAUAUGGGUUAAAGUGUAAGCAUUAAAAGUAUUUAAAAGAAUUUAUUCUUAUGCUAAACAUUUCGGAAAAAUCUGACAUGUUACAAUUACGUUUUGGCUGUCUUUGUUCUGUGAAAGUCAGUUUCCUUCAGACUUAGAGUUUCAAAUGUCACUUCUAAGGUUAUGUGAGCAAAUCACAUAAAAGUUUGUUAGCGUUAAAAUACAAAGACACAGAAAAGAGUUUAAAAAUCAAGAUUGAUGUCCCUAAUUACACUUCUGCCUUUUCAGCUUGAGAGAAAAAACUUUUGAAUACAUUCCCUAAUAAAAGUCAUUCAUUAUAUCUUUCUGAAUUUUGGCAUUUAACAUUAAGAAAGUUAUUAUAUGUAAAUUCCUUGAAUUAUUUUUUGUAAAAAAGUAUGGUAUUUAUAGAGUUGAAAGUUGAAUGUGGAGCAAUAAGAAGCAGUUGGGGUGGUGUUGCUGAAAUGGAAUAAGCUAUUUCGAGUGCCUUAUUAGUGGAUACUAGAGUGGACUCCAUCAGCUUGUUUUAGUAGAACACAUCAUUCACAAAAGAAUGAAUACAGCAGGACUUUACCAAUGCCUUACCCAGCUGGGGAAACUGAAACCAAAUGAUGAUGUAUACCAGCACAAAUACCACCUAGACCUUUAAUUUGGUUGGUUGCUGUUGCAAAUGAACGUAAAGUUUUUCUUCUUGUGAUCUUUUUCAGUGAGAGUUCUUUGUGUGAAAUACAUUAUUUUUUAAAAUGUGUUCUAUGAUGAACAGGCAGAAAAAAAUGAAGAUUUGGUUUUCUGUUCAAAUUAAAUGAGACUAUCAAAAUGUUAUGUGUUUCAAGCCUGAGGACUGUCGUUUUGAAGAGUCCAAUCUGGUUAAUCUAAAGGUGAUCAAAUUCAGUGUUUGACCACGUGACAAAGCAAAUGAAUUAAUAUAUUACCCCAUAAUUAUUGGUCUGACAUCUGUAUUCUAAAAUGUGCAGAGGGCAAACAUGCUAUUAUGUCAGCAAAUCCUUGCAGUGUCUAAAAAGACAAAAAUAAAGUGAAACAUAAUUAUGUCAUCAAUACUUCAUCCUAAUUACUGCAAGAAUAUAUUUUAAAGAUGCAAAACAGUUUUGUAAAUAUAAUGGACUGUAUGGUUUACAGUACAUAGAAAACAUCAGUUAUUUGCCUACAAAGGUAGGUAAAAAAGUUUUUGUUUCUUUUUGUAUGUGUGUGGUCUCACAUGCAUGUAAAGAUAUGGUAGGAUUAAAAUUUAUUCAGUUUUUACAGUUAGAAAUAUUUUGAUCUGGCUAUAUCAUUUUGAAGAAAGUUGCAGAGAUUAUCCAGGUUAGACUGCUGGUUAAAAUAUGAUACUUAAAAAUGUUGCAUUAAAUAUCAAUUCAAAAGCAUUUGUACAAAAGAGGUUUGUGGACCCAAUAUCCUCUUUGGUAACAAUUCUGAUUAUUACCUUUUUAAUGUGACAAAUAUUUGAAUCAGGAUUUAGUAUGAACACACGGUGAUGGGGAACUAAAUCUUCAUUUUUUAUUCUCCUGCCAAACUAAUUUAAGUUGCCACCCACAUAUGCCCUUAGACCCAGCAGUGAAAUGUUCGUAAAAAGAAAUGGCUUGGUAUUUGGGUUUAUUGACAGGUCUUUUAUGAAUUGGCACUUUUUUUAAAGCUGCACAUACAGGAAGUCCUAUUAAACAGAGAGCCUGUGAUGUGAAGUCAUUACACACUUCAAGGUAUAACCUCUUCUGUGAAAUGCUAAUGGUGUUUGUGUUAAGUGUUUUUCAUGUUUUCAUCAGUGUGCUUUCUGUUUUUGAAUUUGUAAAUUGCAAAACUUGGACCAAUAUAUACUCUUUCCUCUUUGAAAGCAAUAUUACAUUUUAACAAAGGAUUUUAGUGCACUUUACAUUUUGAUGAAUAAUCCUUCAUAAUGUCAGUCUUCCAAUUAACAUAAAUAUGUACCUUUACUCUGUACAUUUGCUAUUAGGAUGUUGUUUUUUUCAGAUCUACAGCAGUAAACCUAAGUAUACCAGUUUGCAAGACAAAUUUACAGUAUAGAUGCUUCUAUCCUGAAUAGCUAGAAAGCAUUGCUGGGUCUAAGGGAAUUGAAAAACUGGCACUAGAACUUAUUUUGAAGUACUACCACAAUUAGACUUAGGGAUUGCUCUUGUUUUUUCUGAUUCGUGUUGGAGUAUCAUACAUGUGCCAAAACUCAGCUAAACAUAUUCCCAUUCAAGAAGGUUUAAUUAUUGCUAAACGUCUCUGAAUGGUGAAUUUUUACCAAGUGAAUUAGUUUUGCAUUACUAAGAAAAAAGACCUUAAUAAGUAACGAAUGAAAACUAAGUUUGGUACCUGUAACAGGCAGAUAAACUGACAAGAUUAAUUAAAACAAACUACAUGAAUUUGCACAAUUGUCAAACCUGUGUGUUGAAAAAUAAUAGCCUGUGACUGGCCAGAGGAUACAGGUGUUUGAGUUCUGUGGAAGCAGGGAGAUGUCUCUUUCUGGUUUUAUAUUGACUAGGCUGUAAAAAUGCCUCUGUGUUCUCAAACAAGAAGAUAUAGCAAGUAUUGUAUUAUUUUGUAAUGGAUUAAAAAAA